Hyla sarda is the source of this 5228-nucleotide messenger RNA. It is a transcript of the gene BRD3, whose product is annotated as bromodomain containing 3. Gene Ontology annotation, cellular component: chromatin; nucleus. NCBI's taxonomy places the organism in Eukaryota, Metazoa, Chordata, Amphibia, Anura, Hylidae. The record is from RefSeq and is a predicted model, not a curated record. Gene Ontology annotation, biological process: regulation of DNA-templated transcription; chromatin remodeling.
GGUGAUUGUGGUUCUUUCUCUGCUGUCAGUCACAUGAUAUUCCUUCAGGGAUGGUGGCUCUGGAUUAGUUACUUCUGCUCCCUGCGGGGUCUCUGGAUAAAAUAUUCUCAGUCUUUUGGGGAAUAACCUGAUGCUUUUGUUUUUGUCUGUAAUUAGAAUCGGCGGCUCGUCCCCAGAGUGUCCUGCCAGCCGCAUGUUAUCCUUUCAUGUCAUUUACCUGUGCGGGCCGCUUGUACGUAUCCCAAAUGGAUCAAAUAGGCGCAUAAAUGAUUUCAUAGUUUGCAGACAACGAUUACUUGUGAUAAAUCAUCGAUCACUGUAGAAGUCGGCGCUAACCAGACUCCAUCCUAAGGAGGUGCUAAACUUUUGCAGAAAUCACUGUUUGUACAAAAAAAUUUCGACAAAUUACAAGUUACAUUGAGCAUGUGUCGGCACUGGGACUGGUAAAGCUUGGCCAUAAUGAAGGUAGCAUACAACUAGUUGCCAAGGCAUGCUGGGACUUGUGUUUCCCCAAGAGUUGUACCUGGUUCUGGAGUUCUUUCUGAGCUGCUUCCUCUCUAACUACAAGGAGUCCUGUUCACACUAGUUGUGGAUUCCUCUCCGAUUGUUGCUGUUUUGGGAAUAUCGUUCUCUCUUCUUGUUUUCGUAUGCCGCCAUCUUGAGGACAGAGCCUUAUACUAGUGUUACUGAAGAAGCAAACCCACAGCUGUGAGGAGUCUGAAUGCUGGACUCUGGGUCUUAUUAAUAAUGACCUCGUGAUCCAAGAUGGCGGCUGCCUGACCAUUGCGCCUGAGCGUUCUAUGGUCGGACCCCUGAGAUGGGAUGUCCUUCCCUGUUGGGGGCCAUAAAGGAAGAGAUUGUGUUGCAGAUUUACUGUGAAAAGAAGUGACCCAGAGAAGAGCAGAAUGUCUGCAGUGACGGCUGCAGCUCCUGCCCCACAAGGCCCUGUCAACCCGCCGCCCCCCGAAGUCACCAACUCCAACAAGCCAGGCCGCAAAACCAACCAACUGCAGUACAUGCAGAAUGUGGUGGUGAAGACGCUGUGGAAGCAUCAGUUCGCCUGGCCUUUCUACCAGCCUGUGGACUGCAUCAAACUCAACCUGCCAGACUAUCACAAGAUCAUCAAAAAUCCAAUGGACAUGGGGACCAUAAAGAAGAGACUGGAGAACAACUACUAUUGGAGCGCCAAUGAGUGCAUGCAAGACUUCAACACCAUGUUUACCAACUGUUACAUCUACAACAAGUCCACAGAUGACAUUGUUUUAAUGGCUCAAGCCCUGGAAAAGAUUUUUCUUCAGAAAGUAGCACAGAUGCCCCAGGAAGAGGUGGAAUUGUUGCCCCCCGUCCCAAAAGGCAAAGGAAAGAAGCUGACCCCUCCAGCUGCACAGACCCCAGUAAUUACAGAACAAGAACUACCUGUCGAGAAAGCUGCUCCAUCUCCCAAACCGGUCGUGGUGGAGCGGAGCCCCCCUCCGAAGCCUGCCGUAGUUGAGCGGAGCCCCCCGCCGAAGCCUGCCGUAGUUGAGCGGAGCCCCCCGCCGAAGCCUGCCGUAGUUGAGCGGAGCCCCGCGCCGAAGCCUGCCGUAGUUGAGCGGAGCCCCGCGCCAAAGCCUGCCGUAGUGGAGCGCAGUCCCCCGCCGAAGCCUGUCGUAGUGGAGCGCAGUUCCGGAAGGAGGGCGGAGCCGCCUAUGGAAAGGCGCCGGGAGCGAUAUAAAGCCACGACCCAAACCUCUGCCAUCUCCACAGUCAGCCCCACAGUCCAGCUCACCAACAUCGCUCCUCUAGUAUCCCAGACGCCAGUCAUCGCUGCCACUCCUGUGCCAACUAUAACGGCUAACGUAACGGUACCAGUCGCCUCCGCUCCGCCGCCGCCUCCAGCAGCACCAGUCCCAGUAGCAUCAGUUGUUCCUCCAGCCGCCCCAGUUGUAAAGAAAAAAGGUGUAAAGAGAAAAGCGGACACCACCACCCCCACCACAUCCGCCAUAACCGCCAGCCGCAGUGAGUCGCCCGUACCGAUCUUGGAUCCUAAGCAAGCAAAAGUGGCGAACAGGAGAGAGAGCACCGGGCGCCCCAUCAAACCACCAAAGAAGGAUCUGGAGGAAGGAGAGAUUCCGCAGCACGCAGGCAAGAAAGGCAAACUAACCGAGCACCUGAAAUACUGCGACAGUAUCCUGAAGGAGAUGCUGUCCAAGAAGCACGCCGCCUACGCCUGGCCCUUCUACAAACCGGUGGACGCCGAGGCCCUGGAGCUGCACGACUACCAUGAUAUCAUCAAGCAUCCCAUGGACCUCAGUACUGUAAAGAAGAAAAUGGACGGUCGGGAUUACCAGGACGCACAGGCUUUUGCAGCUGAUAUACGGUUAAUGUUCUCAAACUGUUACAAGUACAACCCUCCGGAUCACGAGGUGGUCGCCAUGGCCAGAAAACUCCAGGAUGUUUUUGAGAUGAGGUUUGCCAAGAUGCCAGAUGAGCCAGCAGAGCCCGCUGCCCCUCCGCCAGCAGCUGCCCCAGUGGUCAGUAAGAGUGUAGAGAGCAGUCACACCAGCGAGGAGAGCUCGUCCCAGUCAGACAGCUCAGACUCUGAAGAGGAGCGCGCCACGCGGCUGGCCGAGCUGCAGGAGCAGCUGAAGGCCGUACAUGAACAACUGGCUGCGCUGUCCCAGGCCCCUGUCAAUAAACCAAAGAAGAAGAAAGAGAAAAAGGAAAAGGAGAAGAAGAAGAAGGAUAAGGAGAAAGAGAAGGAGAAAGAAAAGCACAAGAUGAAAACGGAGGAGGAGAAAAAGAUUAAAUCUGCGCAGCCGGUGAAGCCCGUCCCUCCCAAAAAGGCUCCGGCGAAAAAAGCAAACAGCACGACAGCAACCACUACAUCCAGCACAGCCGCCCCCACCGCCAACAGCAAACAGCCGAAGAAAGGCGGAAAACAACCUCCAUCCGCGGCCUAUGAUUCCGAGGAGGAGGAGGAGGGGCUUCCCAUGACCUAUGACGAGAAGCGGCAGCUCAGCCUGGACAUCAACCGGCUUCCAGGAGAGAAGCUGGGCCGUGUGGUUCACAUUAUACAAUCACGAGAACCUUCUCUAAGAGACUCCAACCCCGAUGAGAUAGAAAUUGAUUUUGAAACCUUGAAACCCACAACCCUGAGAGAGCUGGAGCGAUACGUCAAGUCCUGUUUACAGAAGAAGCAGAGGAAACCUUUCUCAGCGUCGGGGAAGAAGCAAGGUGUAAAGUCCAAGGAGGAGUUGGCUCAGGAAAAGAAAAAGGAGCUGGAGAGGAGACUCCAGGAUGUGAGCGGCCAGUUAAAUAACAAGAAGCCCGCGAAAAAAGAAAAGUCUGGCUCGGGGGCAGCGGGAGGACCCUCACGGCUCAGCAGCAGCAGUAGUUCUUCAGAAUCGGGCAGCAGUAGUUCCAGUGGAUCCAGUUCAGAUAGCAGUGACUCUGAGUGAUCUCCCCCGCGCAGUGAAGAUGUAAAUGGCGUGCUGUGGUCCCUUCUCUCCCCGGUGUCCCUGGCGGCCGAGGCCUAAGGCUCAUGUAACACUUUUUUGGUGUGCGGUUUAAAGAAAAAUUUGAAGAAAAAAAACUAAAAAUAUUUUAAAAACAGUCCAAAAAUCGAAAAAAACAAAAACAAAAAAAAAACUACAAACUAAUUUUAUUUUUAAGGAAGACGAAAUAGUAAAUUCUCGGGCGAAGAGGCGUCAGCAAUAACCAGCGAGUGCGAGGCCCUGAGGCCUCCGGGGAUUUUAUGAAGGUUUACUAUAUAUUAAUAAAAGGUUUUAAUUCUGUUUUUAAUUUCUCUUCCCCUCUUGUUUGGCGUCUCUGUGGGAUGAUGAGAGGGGACGUGACAGACUGAGCCCCUCCCCCAUCCCGGAUGAGCCCCCCGCUCCUGUGUGACGGUACUCGCUCCUUAGAUGUGUCGGCCUCGUGGUAGUCUGUAGAUCUACUAAUCACGUUUACAGCUUCAGCAUCUUGCCUGGAUUCUUUUCUUUCCAUAUAUAUAUUAUAUAAUAACCUUUUUUUCUUCGUCUUUUCGGAUCAUGGCCGCCGCCACCCUGUGCACUUGUAGCGGAGUUAUGGGGGUGAUCUACACUUGUGGUCGGGAUAUAUAUUUUUAAUGUAUUUUCUUAUUUACCUCAGAACAAAAUAUACAAACGCAAACAUUAUUUUUUAACUAAGAUUUUUUUUUGUCUUUUUUUUUUUUUGCAUGGCCCUGAAUAGUAUGUGCCCCCCCCCCCCCUCCUCGGCUACACAUUCCAUUAGCUUCCGUACUCCAUUUUGUAUGUACAUAGAAACACAUUAUUUAUUAACCAUAUGAUAACCUGAUGUUUUUUGGUUUUAUUUUUUUUAUUUUUUUCUUUCAGAAUAAAUUUGCAAAAAGUUGAAGAGGGAUUUUCUGCUUUUGAUAAGGGGGGAGGGUGUGGUUGGGGGGGGGGGGGUUUGGCUUCCAUGUUUACCUUGUAGAGACAUGAGUGCCGGUGCACUUGCAGACGCUGUUUGGAGUCGGACAAUCUCGCCAUGUUGUAGUGUGUGUAUAUAUUCUCAUCAGUGUUUUAUAUAUUGGGGAUCUUUGGGGUUUAAGGAGAAAUCUAUAUAAAUAUUAUUUUUUUUUUUUGUGUGCGGCGGAUGAUGGGGGUCGCGCCUCUCGUCCUCUGCAUAGAAUCAACAAUAAAUGGUUUUUCGCUUUUUAGACUUGCAUGUAAUCGGAGAGAAUUAUUUUUCUUAAAUUUUUUUUUUCCUGGUGUUAACUUUUUGAUUUCUGGAGGGAAUGGUGGACGCUCUAGAAGUGACUGUUACUCUUGGGCUUUAUGGAUUUCCAGAUGGUUAUUUUUUAUUUGAAAUUUUUUUUCAUCUUGAUUUGUAUUUUAUUUUGUAAUUUUUUUUUUUUUUUUUUUUUUUUUACCUUUGUUUUUUUUUUCUGUACAGCGGUUUUUGUUUCUUUUUCUUUCUUCUGGCUACGGUAUAACUUGUCCUGGUUCUCGGUGGAGAUCCUGGUUUCUUCCAUUUCAUGUCCAUUACAGAGUAUAAGACUUUUUUAUUUUUUUCUUAUUAUUUUUUUUUUACUUUAUUCCAUUUCUUUUUAGCAGCUACCAAAAAAAAUAAAAAAAAUAAAAAAAUGGAAAAAAGAAAUAAAAUUAAAAAAAAACACGAACCAACAUGGCAGCUCUGACCAUUGUAGCUCGCUGUUCAUACUGCGCAUUUUAAAGGGUUUGUGAACAAUAAAAGUAGUUGUCUAUUUU